Messenger RNA from Drosophila melanogaster (fruit fly), 1117 nucleotides. RefSeq lists its product as uncharacterized. The record is from RefSeq and is marked reviewed. The transcript is spliced from 4 exons. NCBI's taxonomy places the organism in Eukaryota, Metazoa, Arthropoda, Insecta, Diptera, Drosophilidae. The coding region runs from base 170 to 775 and encodes 201 amino acids.
CAAGAGGGAGUUUUUGCCCGUGCCCUUACUUUCCCAUUCGUCGCCUAGCGAAGGCAAUGAUGAAACAGCGAGGAAUUCCAUUUGGAGCUUAACUGUGUAGCGAAGCGAAUCGCUUCCAUUAGGGACUUUCCUCAAUUCAUAAACUAAAUAUACAUAUGUAUUCACUUUAAUGCUAAAAAUUAACGAAGCAAUGCCUGAAAUCAAGAGACUUUGCCUCGCCACCGAGAAUAGUCAUAUCGCAGCCAAUGCCAUGCUGCUAACAAAGAUAGAUGAACUCAAUUCCCAAGUCCUGUCGCAGCGCGCAGAAAUCGAAAACUUGACGAGGGCGGUUAAGACACUUACGGAAUUCGUUAAGCAGUCGAUGAAAACGACCAAGCCGAAGGCGAAGGGAAAUCCGGACGAUGAUUUUCCAAUUAUGUAUGAGGAGGAUCUGGUCGAAGUGAAUCACAAGAUAAGCCAGGACUCCAGGGGGAUCUAUACGAAUUCCAUGCGGAAAUUCCUGCGCCAGGGAAGAUUAAGCCGCACCAUAAGACUCAUUUUCUCCGAGGACAUCCUUCUGAACUACAAUAUUGAUGGGAAUCAGAAAAAGAAAAGACUAAAAGAUCACGAACAUCUGUUUCGUUCGCUUAUGAACGCCAUCGGUCAGGUGGAACCGACGCUACCCUCGGAAAAAGUCUUAUUCAAAGCCAUGAGAUGCGUUAAGAAUUGCGCAGCCAAAAAGAAGGGCAAGGUAGAUGAUGACCCCUUGUCCGUUUUGAGCGUGGAGAAAUCAUAACUGUGCCCAUGUGAGAUGACAUAGUAGAAACAAGGAUUUAAAUAUAAGUAAUGAUUUACGGGCGAAUCAAUCCGAAUUGAGGAUGAAUACCCAAAUAGUGGUUGAUGGAUCAUCAUCACUUUGUUGAGAAGUUAUCACUUCAUGGAGAAGAGCGAGAGCAAAACAAAAGACGAAAAGAAAACAUCGAUUUUUCACUAUACUAUCGAUGUUUCACGCCUUCAAAGUGAAAUGUCCAAAAAAUAUGCCUCGUUUUCUUUAUAUGAUUACUAAAUGACACAUUUUUUUAAAAUAAUAUAAUUAUUAAAUGCCUGGUGAUAUUAGCAUUAUCACUCUUGUGAAAGC